This is a messenger RNA of Phyllostomus discolor (pale spear-nosed bat), 1153 nucleotides long. RefSeq names its product claudin 14 (gene CLDN14). Gene Ontology annotation, biological process: bicellular tight junction assembly; cell adhesion. The coding region runs from base 38 to 754 and encodes 238 amino acids. The record is from RefSeq and is a predicted model, not a curated record. Gene Ontology annotation, cellular component: plasma membrane; bicellular tight junction. The transcript has a single exon. Lineage: Eukaryota; Metazoa; Chordata; Mammalia; Chiroptera; Phyllostomidae. Gene Ontology annotation, molecular function: structural molecule activity.
GCGGGCGCCUGAGCGAGCGCGGCAGCCAGCCGGGGCCAUGGCCAGCACGGCCGUGCAGCUGCUGGGCUUCCUCUUCAGCUUCCUGGGCCUGGUGGGCACGCUCAUCACCACCAUCCUGCCGCACUGGCGCAGGACGGCGCACGUGGGCACCAACAUCCUGACGGCCGUGUCCUACCUGAAGGGGCUGUGGAUGGAGUGCGUGUGGCACAGCACGGGCAUCUACCAGUGCCAGAUCUACCGCUCGCUGCUGGCGCUGCCCAGCGACCUGCAGGCGGCCCGCGCGCUCAUGGUCAUCUCCUGCCUGCUGUCGGGCGCGGCCUGCGCGUGCGCCGUCAUCGGCAUGAAGUGCACGCGCUGCGCCAAGGGCACGCCGGCCAAGACCACCUUCGCCAUCCUGGGCGGGGCGCUCUUCAUCCUGGCCGGCCUGCUCUGCAUGGUGGCUGUCUCCUGGACCACCAACGACGUGGUGCAGAACUUCUACAACCCGCUGCUGCCCAGCAGCAUGAAGUACGAGAUCGGGCAGGCCCUGUACCUCGGCUUCAUCUCCUCGUCCUUGUCCAUCAUCGGCGGCACCCUGCUCUGCCUGUCCUGCCAGGACGAGGCGCCCUCCAGGCCCUACCCCGCCCCGCCCAGGGCCGCCACGGCCACGGCCACCGUACCCUCCUACCGGCCACCCGCCGCCUACAAGGACAACCGGGCCCCCUCGGUCAUCUCGGCCACGCACAGCGGGUACAGGCUAAGUGACUACGUGUGAGUCCCCGGGCCUGUCCCUCCCUGAGCCCUGAGAGGGACCGGGACCCGGGACCCGGGACCCUGGCACAAAGUUUACUUCUCGGCUGCUUUUGUGCCUGAAAGGAGAAUGUGAACGUGAGGAAAUGGACUUGGAGCACAGGGAACCAGGGAAAAUACGAGGAGAAAAGCUCUGUAUACCAAAGACUAAAAAAAAGAAACUCUCUGUUUUUGUAUUUAUUUUAUGUAUUUAUGUGGGUGAUUUAAAAACAGCUGAAUUUAAAGCAACUUGGGGGUUUGGUCAGUGGGAUUUGCGUGCGAUACAGGAAUAAACCUUUUGGAUGCAGUUGUUUAUGAGAUGGGCAGUACUCGUUUCUGUUCCAGGCUGUGGCUCUGCCUGCGAAGGUGCUGGUAACCACGGCGC